AGUGGAAACACUGAUGUUUGCUAUGAAUUAUGAUUCAUUUUUCGAAUUAAACAAAAAUUAAACAAGCAACUUUCGAGCGUGUUAUAACUUUUAACGAUGGCAGAUCCCCGCAUCAGGCAAAUAAAGAUCAAAACUGGCGUGGUUAAACGCAUAGCCAAGGAGAAAGUUGUUUACGAGAAGGAGGCUGAACAGCAAAAGGCUAGGAUACAAAAGAUAAAAGACGAAGGGCAAGACGAGCAUAAUAUAAGAAAGCAGGAGGAGGUCCUUCAAGAGUCGCUUAUGAUGGUACCGGACUGCCAGCGGCGGUUAGCGAAGGCAUUUGCAGAUCUAAAGAAUACAUUAAACACAGAACAAGAUCUCAAAGAGCACGAGGACUACAAAGCGGCCGAACAAGUAUUAAAAGACGCUGAGCCCCAACUGCCCGAAUCAUCAUAAUCUAUACAACUUUACUAAUAUCUUUACAUAUAUAUUAAUAAUAUAA
Maniola jurtina (meadow brown) is the source of this 481-nucleotide messenger RNA. It is a transcript of the gene Tbca, whose product is annotated as tubulin-specific chaperone A. The transcript has 2 exons. Lineage: Eukaryota; Metazoa; Arthropoda; Insecta; Lepidoptera; Nymphalidae. The record is from RefSeq and is a predicted model, not a curated record. Gene Ontology annotation, cellular component: cytosol; microtubule cytoskeleton. The coding region runs from base 97 to 435 and encodes 112 amino acids. Gene Ontology annotation, biological process: post-chaperonin tubulin folding pathway; tubulin complex assembly. Gene Ontology annotation, molecular function: beta-tubulin binding.